CUUCAGCUUCCGCCCAAGAAAGGCUAUUAGUUUAAUCGCGACCAGGCGGGUCGACUCAUCAAGGACCAAUCAGCUUCCUCACCCGCCAGUGCGUAAUGGCGCUAAGCGGGGCACGGCUGCGUUAGUUAACCAAUCGGUUGCCUCGCACUGACGAUAACCUGCCUCCGACCUUCCCCUUAAGAAGCAAGACCCCUUCGUCUAUUUGUCUUGGCUCCGCUUACUGGUUCUGCUCUCCUGACGGUAGUUGGCGACUGGGUCUUUUUUUUUUUUUGCCGACGUCGUUACUUGUUCGUCCUUUUUUUUUCCACAAGGAGGCCUCACAGGCCCGGUUUUCGCCUCAGCUGCAAAAACGGGACCGUAUAUUAGCUACCAACGCCCAGUUUAUUUUUUCAAAGCAACUCGGUGAAUGACAGUUGAGAUCAUAGAGACGUCGGCAUGAGAGACCACCACAGGGGAAGGGUUGCUCGCGCUGCCCUUCCUCAAGAUGGCGGUCGCGGCGGCAUCGCUUUCCCUUUUCCCGCUGCGUAGGGCUCGCUCGCUCGCUCUCACUUACCAAGAUGGCGAAGGAUGGGCCGCGGGCUUUUAAUUGACGCUUUACCUCUUCUGGCUGGUUCUGCUGAUCGAAGGCAGGUCUUGGGGAUAACGGGAGAGGCGGGAUUAGAGCCGGCCAGGCCGGGCUAUUCAACGGUUGGCCGGCCGGGCAGGGGAAACGGCGCCUGGGCCUCAGGCGGCUUCGGCCUGGGAGUGGGGAGGAACUUGCCGGGGCUGAGAGGGAGGGCGGCCGGGCCCCACCCCCAUCCGCCUCAUGGCGCCUGUGGCGGCAUUCGUCUCAUUGGCGUUAUUUUCCAGGCAGGAAUAAGGGCUGGCAACUGCCCUACGUGGAGUGCCUGGUCCCUGCCUUGCAGACGGGCAGUGGGGCGCGCAGGUGUUCUCUGGUGCUCUUGACAGCCCCGUGGUUUGAGGCGGUGCAGGGUUGGUCCGCUUGACAGGUUUUAGAAAGAUCCCUUCCUUCUCGGUGGGCUGUUUUAAUCCCCCCUGUUGACCUCCAGAACGUGAUCCCCGGACGCUAUGCUCUCAAGCCUCUUUGGUUUAGUGCACUACCUGCGCUCAUAGUUUCCAGGACCUAGAGCGGACUUGCAUAAAUCCCGUGAUUGCAUCGCCUUAAAAAUCCAAGUUUUGAGCCCUUCAGUUGAGAAUUUGCUUACAGUUUGAAAAUAGGAAAUUGCUUGAAUGCUAAAACUUGGAAGCAUCAUUGUAUAUAUGCUGACAGGUGCUAUUUGUAUUUAUUUGCCUGUUUCCAUUCUGGGAUUCAGGUUUCCUUUAGAAAAUACUGUUCCAUUUCAGAUUGCAACACUAUGCACAUCUGGGAGGAAAUGCUGUAGUCAACUUGCUUGUGAAUAUAUAUGCAUGAGGUUUCACUGACAGGAAGAUUAAUGUAAUUAUACCAGGGCACUUAUUGCAGCAGGCAGCUUUGAAAAAGCAAGCUGUUGCAGUGCAAUCUGUUAAAGGCUACCUGUGUGAUGGGAGAGCAGGCUCGAAAUGUUGUAAAUAAAUAUUUUAAGAUUGGAAGGUAAUUUGGCCACCACAGAUUUCUGAGUUAUAAUGGACAGAAUACAAGUAUUAAGACUGCUUGUUGAGGUGAUUUGUAGUUAAUCGGAGAAACACCUGUGCCAUUGCUAGAAGGCUUUUUGUGAAUUUCCUAAUAGGGUUUAAUAGAUGGUAUCUAAUGUUAAUCAUGCUCAAAGGAGACCCACUGAAAUCAACGAACAAGUACUCUGGGUCUACCUUGUGUGAUAUUGCACUAUAUUUUUAAAUAUUAAAAUAUAAGAACAUACUGAAUUAUAUGUGAAUGAUUUAGCUGUGCCAGUGACAGAUCAUGGGGGAAAUUCAGACUGCAGCUAACAUGAAUAAAAUACUUUAUUGAUGCUUUACUGCUUGACAAGUCAGUUUUGUUUUUCAGAUAGGAGCUUACUUAGUCCAAAUGGGUGGAACUAAGUAAUGCUCUCUCCAGAAAUUACUUGUCUAUGUUGGCUGCAGUCCUGAACACUUUGACCACCUUGACUUACAUAUUCUUAGCUUCACAUAAUUAAAUUUUUAUUUUCAUUCUUGUUGCUAUUCUAUUUCAGCUGUCUAUCUCUUUAUUUCAGCUUUUGGUAUAAAAAGACACUGGAAAGGAAUGAUGGCUGCUUUGGAUACUAAAGCAAAAGCAAAAAAAACUCUGGGGACAGUUGAUUAUGUGGAGUCAUCAGAAUUUGCCCAAGGAAUUCUGCCUACCAAGAAGGAUGUCAUUCAAAACAUGCUAUAUCUAUUGCACCCAAAAAGGGCUGGGCAAGCCCAGCGAUCCAAAGAAGAUGCUGCCCAGUUGCUUGCUGAACUUCUGCAGGAGCACUGGUUGUUUUGCAAUUUGUAUACCAUAGCAACACAAAGCAUAAAGAAGCAUAUUCUUAAGGUGUAUGAGGAAUUUUCAAAAUUAUAUCAGUCCAGAAAGCGAAGAAAAAAUGAGUUGUUUACACAGAAAGCAGAUGAUUUCAACAGGAGUUCAGAGCAGCUUUUUGACAUAUUUUGUACAGACACAGGAACAAGAGAGAAAUUGGAGCAAUACAGUGGUGUGAAGAUGACUGACAUUGAGUGGAAAUUUCUUGAAGAUCAGAGGAGUGAAAGAAAAAUGUACUUUGAGGACUUCGUGGACAAGAAACAAAUGGAAACAAUAGAAAGACGAAGAAAAGUAGAAUCACUGGAGCACUUCAGGAAGAUUGCAGAAGAAGAGAAAGAUGCAUGUAAGCGUAAAGGAAUGACUUCCAAUAGAGAUGAGCAGCCAGUUGAAGAUGUCAGCAGUAGGAAGAAAGAUGACCCCUGCCUUGGACGCAGCAAAGGAAUUGGGAACUUUUCACAUAAGGCAAAAAGAAAGCGCCUAUCUUCUGGCUGGAUUACUGGGACAGCAUCUUCAACUAGCUAUAGCGAGUCAGUUGCACCUGAAUGUCAACAUAUACGUAUGAGCAUCAGAAAAGUCAGACCAGGGUUCUAUGAGACUUUUGACAAAUAUGAAAACUGCUAGCCCAACAUUCAAAAUCUGUUUCUGUUGAAGUUUUGGGAGGUCUUAAUACCCUGACUAAUUGGAAGUUGAUGUAGAUAAUUUUGUUGGGCUCCAUUAAUGUACAGCAACACCACCAAAGCAAUGGCACCAGUAGAAAUGGGCUUUUAGCUUACUGAGAAAGCAAGAUUUGUUUAGGCCUGUACUGAUACUUUCACAAGGUGAAAGUACUGUGUACUAAAAAGCUAUAGUGUAGCAAAGGAAGACAGAAAAACCAAUGUUUGGAUGUUAAAGCAAAUCAAAUGCACAAUAGUAGGUUAUGUUAUAUAAUAACAAUUUAACCACUGGAACAGACUUCUUAGGAAGGUGGUGCAUUUUCCAUUUCAUAGUCUUCAUGUUGGGCUGGACACUCCUAAAAAAACAUUUUGCUGAAAUGUUGUAUAGUGGCCUGAAAUAGAAGUGUGAGGAGAAAAUGCAGACUCUCCUGCAGGAGAGUCAUAUUAUAUAGCCUGUUGCCCAUUCCAACCUCAGUGUCUCCCAAGACUGGAAGACCAUGUACAAUUAAAAUAAAAAAUGGUAACUAGUGAGAUGGCAGCUAAAAGGGGAACAUGGUCGUGGGGCUGUGUGUUACAAUGCAGGAUCUUUUUGAGACUCACAAUAGACUGCUAACUUCCUGCCCGUUAAAACAGUAAGUAAGUAAGCACACCUGAAGGGAAAACAGUAAUUGGCUCAAUUAUCAAAAAAGUACAGUAGUUUCCUGUAAUGCCCACCCCCAUACCUUGAUAUUGGUCUUAAGAGACUGACCAUAUACAAUUUGCCAUUACUUCAUUGGGAAGGGGUUCUGCGCCUUUCAGGACUAGGUGUUUGCAGGCGAAAGAAAAUAGGUUUCCUCUGUUUGAUCUCGCAGAUAUUUAGUUCCUAAAAUACCUAUACAGUUCUGAAAAGCAGCUUUUGAUAGAUAGCAUUGGCUCACGUGAGAAGAAGAAAAAAGGUCAGGAAAUUUUAAAAAUGGCUUUUGGUAUAAAUGUGGUGGUAACAACUAUUUGUAUAUUUUCUGCAUUCUUAGCAAUUAAAUAUCAGUGGUGAGAAAUAUAUGUGGAAAAGUAGAAUUUGUAAUUGAAAAUAUUUGAGACAUAAACGUAUAAUGCACUGAACAUAGCAUGGGGUUGGAACUGCCUUACGAAUUAUUUUAAAGGUGUUUAAUUCUUCUUUUCAUUUAGUAAGGAUUGCAAAUGAAUGCACUGCAAUGUUUGCUACAGUGGAAGGACGUAGCUGCACUGCAGUUAUAAUGUCCACUGAAACAGAAGCAAGUCCUUCCAUCUUGAGAAAUUUGUAGCUCUGCCUGCAGUGAGCAUUGGUAGUGCAGAUUGCAGCCCUUUCAAAGCUAGGCAAAACUUCUGUUUUCAUACCUCACUGGUUUUUCCCCAGCAUACAGAUGGCUAGUUUUCACAGUCUCAGAUUCAGACAUAUUGUAUGCAUGAUACAAUUACAAAUACUGUUACAUUACAUGACCUCUGGAUCACAUGGUGUAUACACAGACAUCCACAUAUGGAAUUGCUGUAAUCUUAUCUCUGGAAAGUCACAAACACCUGGCAACACACCCAUACCCAUACCCAUGUUUCCCAUCAUGUUGGGAAGAGUAUAUUCCUCAGUACACUGCCCCAUUGGCUGUAUAGUAGUUAAAUCCUAGAAAUCAUGGGGUAUUGGGAAUGGUUUACAGAUAUAUGUACAUCACUUGAUCUAUUACCACCUAAUGGUUCUUGGCUGAAGAUGUGAACUGUGCACCAAAAUGCUGUGUGUUGGAAUUAACGUUGGGCGAUAUACAGUGGUGCCCCGCAAGACGAAUGCCUCGCAAGACGAAAAACUCGCUAGACGAAAGGGUUUUGCGUUUUUUGAGUCGUUCCACAAGACGAAUUUCCCUAUGGGCUGUUUCGCAAGACGAAACGUCUUGCGAGUUCUUGCAAGUUUGUUUCCUUUUUCUUAAAGCCGCUAAGCCGUUAAUAGCCGCUAAGCCGCUAAUAGCCGUGCUUCGCAAGACGAAAAAAACGCAAGAUGAAGAGACUCGCGGAAUGGAUUAAUUUCGUCUUGCGAGGCACCACUGUAACUGGCCUUUUAAAGUUAGCAUAAUAUUCUUCUAAAUUUUGCUCACAUAAUUUCCAUAAAUACAGGUACUUCAAAAUAUUAAAUGGUUACUUUUAGGCAAAGGGCACCUGUCUAGCCCAAAAUCCUAAUAACAAAUUGCCAUCGUUUUGUUACCCUUUGCCAGAAAUGGUUUUAUUUCAUCUGUUGCCUUUUUUCAUAUGGACCAAAAAUGUAACUUUAUGCAGCAUUAUAUGCAUGUUGUGUCAAGCUAAGGAACAAUGAUUUAUUACUACAUCUGCCCUUGCUUAUACAUUUGAUUUCCCAUAUGAGAAGUAGUCCCGCUCUAAAACCAUGUCAAAAAGGCUGACUGGAGAGACGAUUAAUGCAAUUAAUUGUAAUGUAAUUGGGUGAUGUGCAUUAUGUCAGUAAUACAAGCAGUUUUACUGGAUCUUUGAAGCAAUAAAAGCACCCUCUUUUUUCGGGAAAACAAGUGAGCCAUCACUAAUGGUAGUGAAAGUGCUUCCAUUAAAAUUUGUCUCCUUUAAAGUUUUUAGAUGGAUAUUUCCAAAUGUUUGCAUUCAAUAGUCAUAGUUAAUUUUGAAGUUGUGUUUCCAUUCCCAGUCAAGGUAAGCUAACCAAAUGCCUAAAAUUAUCAUCCCUCAUUGGUCCUAAUAUUAAAUACCUCCCCAAAUUGCAAUAUAUUUUCUGCACAGGCAAAUUUUGAACCUUCAAAUGAAGGAAAUUGUCAGAAUGAGAUUCAGUCACUCUGAGUUUAAUGUUUUUAGGGAUCAAAAAUCUUUUUUGUUUCCUGGAAGGGGUAAUUCAAAUGAUAUAUGUUCUGUAGCAUACAUACAAAUGCCUCGCUCCAUACAUUGCAAAAAAGCAGCUAAUUUUUCUUUUUCCAUGUGUUCGUAUUGAUUGGUUAGGUUCAUUUAAAACUCAAAGUAAUGGGGGGGGGGAAUAUAUGAUUUAGUAGUAAGUGUGUGAUUGUCGCAUUACUGCUGAAUUAAUCCUACUUUUUUAUUUUAUUUUAAAAAGUACCAAUAAUCAGGCCCAGUGCUAAAGGUUUCUGGAAUUUGUUGAUGGCAGGCCGGCCAAAAGAUCGUGUUGAUUUUCUUGAUAGACCGGUCAUGUUCAAAAGAAGCAGCAAAAGAGAAAGUGUUGAUUGUUUUUGCUUCUGAAAAUUUUGACAUUUUGUGUUCUUUGAUGACAUAAAAUGUCAGAUGCUUCUGCAUGUAUAGGAGUGUCUGAUUACCAAGACUGCAUUUCUAAACACACUAGUAAGCCUCUUGCUCUGCCUGAGGGUUUUUCAUCAAAUCCGUCCACUGUUGAGGCUUCUCUUCCUACUUUCAUACUCAGAUGACUUGAUUUAUUUACAAUAUAUACUAUUUUCCAACAAGAGCUUCUCCUAGAAGGAGAGCAAUUAAAUUAUUCUCAAGCACAUUCAUGCAACACUUUCACCUGCGUCUUGUAGGCCUCAGUGGGCAGAUGAUAGCUGCAGCUUCUGCUUUCAGAACUCUCGGUGGAGCUGCUGGGGGACCAGAACUAUAAGAAGUCCUCUCCCCAGCCCUCUUGUUGCUGUUGCUGCCUCACUCAGCUUAAGAUGUGCACAGGGGAAUAGCCCCACUGCCUUGAAAGUGUUGCCAAGCACCAGGCCUAGGUAACACAAGGUGUUAAUGUCCUUGAUCCUUGGCAGCAAUAACGUUCUUUAACAACCAUUUGGAAAUCUACUCUGCUGCAAAAUGUGGUGCCUUGCUUCUUGCAGCAGGAGAUAUCUUGUACCAAAGUCACAGUAUGCUUGUGGCUAUCCGUCGUCUUCCAGGUAUAGCAUGCUCCUGUUACCCAAUAAAGUUUUAAAAAAUUCAAUCCUACAUGGCUUGAGAAAAGCUCGCAAUGAUCUGCCCAGAGACUUACAAUUGGCUGUCUAUAUCAUCUUGAUGGUGUAAUCUGCGUACCAUGGGAGUGGGGUUUUUUGGGGGGGAAGUAGUGCCUAGAAAAAGAUUGUUGUAUGCCCAAAACUUUUCAGCAAUAAUUACAAUUUUAGCUAGGAACCUUCUGCUGCAAGCAUAUGAAUGACUAUCUUUUGAUCUCUUAGCUAAAACUGCAGCUGCUUGUGGCUCCCAUGGAGAAUUCCAAAUACUCAUUUGGUUUUUUUAAAAAAAUAAUAUUUAUUGGUAGUUUCAGAAUUAUAAAAAAGAAAGAAACAUUGAAAAACAACACUAUAAUACAUAAUAAUAAUAAUAAAAAAGAAAAAACACAAAAACCAAUACAACAGUACGAC
This is a messenger RNA of Podarcis lilfordi (Lilford's wall lizard), 7394 nucleotides long. The record is from the annotation of a GenBank genome assembly. NCBI's taxonomy places the organism in Eukaryota, Metazoa, Chordata, Lepidosauria, Squamata, Lacertidae.